This is a messenger RNA of Cimex lectularius (bed bug), 1390 nucleotides long. Its product is annotated as protein kintoun-like. The transcript has 8 exons. Bases 52 to 1356 code for a protein of 434 amino acids. The record is from RefSeq and is a predicted model, not a curated record. Gene Ontology annotation, biological process: box C/D snoRNP assembly; rRNA processing. Lineage: Eukaryota; Metazoa; Arthropoda; Insecta; Hemiptera; Cimicidae. Gene Ontology annotation, cellular component: R2TP complex; ribonucleoprotein complex; cytoplasm.
AAAGAGAAAGGGUUGCUAUGGUGUUCAGUUCGAUUUAAAGUCUGGUAUAAAAUGGACAGGUCCUCUGAGAUUUUGGAUGAUUCCAUCUCGAAGUUGCUUAACAAGCGCCCGGAGAACAAAGACGAUGAUAUCCCUUGCAAAAUGGUCAAACCUUCACCAGGUUUCUGUGUCAAAACACAUACUUUGGAAGGGGAUAAAGUUUUUAUGAAUAUUUGCUAUACUGAUGACAUUCCUGAACCUGAAGAUUUGACAGAUGCUGAGCUGAUAACUAUAUUAGAAUCUGAGGAACCGGCGACCUUUAAAGUUCCAAUGAGCCUUGGAUCUUUGCACACCGAAGUUGACAAGAGUGGAAAUCUGUGUUCUGCAUAUGAUAUCGCUAUAAAUUCUCGAUUCUUCAAUAAAAUUGUGACUAACCAGCUCUUCCAAACUUUCUUCCUUACGGUCGUCAUGGAAGGACUAAUGGACAAAUAUUCAUUAGAGUUGACAUUAAGAGAACCUAAACCAUAUCACAUAAUUAAGAACAGGAAAUGCCUCGGGACGUUGCAAAUGCAUAGAAUACAACAGAGGCCUGUUAGAAAGAAUGUACCUUUAAUUCAGGAGCUGCCUUAUGUCUCUCCUUAUACAAAAGUUGAAACAAAACCGAAUCUUAAUGAAAACAAAGAACAGCCAAAAAGUAUGGACUGCAAUCCUACAGUGACUAGAAAGUACGGUGUCAAAAAAACGGAUUCCAAACUUCUGUUAAACGAUGAGUUAGAUGAGUCCCUAGACAUCAGAUUGACACCUCAGCCAAAGGCUAAGCCUUUAAUUGAAGAACUUCCUGAACUUAGCAAACAGAAAAGCAUAAAAAAGAAACCCCUAAUUGAAGAAAUUUCAGAUGACGAAUAUAAUAAAAUUAAACAACAAAGCAAGAAACAAUGUGAAGUUAUAGAAACGGAUGUAAAAAAUUCUUCAAAAGAAGUUAAAUCAGAUAAUUUCCCUGUUAAUGAAAUUUCUCAUCUUGACAUAAAUGAAUGCGAUGAAUUAAAAGAUAAUAAAUUUGACACAUCAAAAGAAAAUUUGUUAGCUGUAGAUGAUAACAACAAAGUACGAUUAUUCGGAGUCCCAAAUAAUGAAAGGCCUGAAAAAAUUGUGGCUUUUAUAAAAUUCAAAGCUCUUUCUGGCCAAGACAUUUCACUAGAUGUCAGCGAAAAAAGGGUUGUGGCUUGUGGGAAAAAAUCCCCAGACCUUGUCGAUUUUAACCUUCCGGUACGAAUCACACCAGAGAAAGUAACAGCCAAUUACUGCGUAAAUCUUCAGGUACUUAAAUUAAUUCUUCCUAUCAUGCAGUUGCAAGAAUCUGUAAUGGCAAUCGAUUGAAUUUACAAAAAUAAAGAUAAUUUUUAAUAUUUGA